Molecule: messenger RNA, 1826 nt
Organism: Magallana angulata
Lineage: Eukaryota; Metazoa; Mollusca; Bivalvia; Ostreida; Ostreidae
Product: D-aspartate oxidase-like
Exons: 9
Coding region: 6-1022 (338 amino acids)
Molecular function (GO): D-amino-acid oxidase activity; FAD binding
Source: RefSeq, a predicted model, not a curated record
UUAAUAUGGCGAGAAUAUGUGUUUUGGGAGCUGGAGUGGCAGGGCUGUCGUCUGCUGUAAAUAUACAGUCGAUAUUACCGGAAGCAGACAUUACGUUAAUUGCUGAUCAAUUCAACAAAGAAACCACCAGCGAUGGUGCAGCAGGGCAUUUUGGUAUGAAUACAGAGAGAACAAAUACUGACAUACGCAGAUUAAGAUGCUGGACCAGAGAUUCAUUUGAGUGGUACCAUAAAAUUUGUACAUCUGAAGAUGCAAACAUCGCAGGAAUUCAUAGGACACACGGAUACAGACUCUGGAGGACCGAGACACCGCCUCCCUUUCACAGCAGGUUUGACUAUGGAUGCCGCGCUCUGUCUAAAUCUGAACUUCUGAGACUGCCUGGAAACUACACGUAUGGUUGGGAAUUGAAUUCACUGAUGGUGGAAUGUCGCCGCUAUUUGCCAUGGCUCAUGAAAAGAUUCACAGACAAAGGAGGAAAAGUAAUUCGUAAGAAACUUAUCAGUGUUGACGAGAUAGCUGGAACAUAUGACGUCAUAGUUAACUGCACGGGGCUAGGUAGCAGAAAGUUGUUUGAUGACAAGGAACUGGUCCCCAUUAGAGGGCAUUUAAUCCGGGUAAAAGCACCCUGGAUUAAAACCCUGUUUAUUGAUGAGGACGACACCUAUAUUCACUCAGGGCAGGACACCGUUGUUCUUGGUGGAACUUAUGAAAGGGGAGAGUAUAGACUAGACAAGGACCAGCGUUACUAUGACGACAUCAUGGCGCGAUGUUGUCGUCUGGUUCCGUCACUAAAACAUGCCGAAGUGGAGAGAACCUGGGUGGGACUUCGUCCAUGGCGGCCCAGCGUUCGUCUGGAGGUAGAGAUGAUAUCAGUCGGUGGUAGACGGCUGCCUGUAGUUCAUAACUAUGGUCACGGCGCAGACGGGGUCUGCCUCAGCUGGGGGUGUGGGGUGGAGGCAGCCAACCUUGUCAAGCAGCAACUGACAAAAACAGGUGCCCCGAGGCUGGUGUCCAAGUUAUGACACACAGGACCGAAUUUCAAAGUUAACGUAAUUACAAUCAAACAACUGUUUGAUAUAAGUAGACAAUAAUAUGAUUCUACGCUAAAGGGAAAAAGUGAAUACAUGCACAUGAUCAUAUGCAUAUCUUAUACAAUUACCUUCUUAAUGAAUUCAUUUGUGUUGUUAUCAAGUUGCCGAUUGUGUAACAGAAGAUUAAGUCACCUAUACAUAAAGUUACAUGAUAACACAUGCACACAUUUACAUGUACACGCAAUAGACAUUUUUUGUAAUUCCAUGAUAAUUUGAACAGGCCGAAAACGUGGUAUAAUUAUGAUAGAUGCAACAUACGUAGCUGUACGUACAUCAGACAUGGUUAAAUGAAGUGAACAUGACAACUUGUACAUUUACUCUGGUUUUAAUGAUGUUCGGGGGAAUCAUGUUCAAAGAUACGUAAAAAGGUGAAGUAGACCUAGCAAUACAAUAAGUUAUUUAAAAACACUGAAAUGAACAUUAAAUUUCGUUAAUCAACUCAUCAACAAAAUCCACGAUACUUUGUAUUUAAAGAAUAUUGAUAAUGACAGUACUUAAAUUAAUUCAAAUUACUUGUACCUAUUCAAGACAUGGCAACUUGUACAUGCAGUAAUUUGACAACUUGUACAUGUACAAUGUAUAGAAAGUGUUAGUAACAGUAAAAAAGUUAUAACGUUAUCCGACUUUGAUUAUUUUAUUACUGUAAGGUUUUUCAUGUCAUUUAAAUAUUGUUUUACCUAGAUAUUUCAUUUUGGUUUGUUUUGUAUCAUAUACAAUAAACUCAUUUUUAGUUCA